AUGUCGUCGGCAUGGAUGUCGCGUUGCGUAACUACGUUCACCAUGUGCGCACGCCCGUUUCCGGUCAACGUUUCUGUUCGAAAACAGCCGAUGUCGUCCAGUGUUGAGCCGUCGUGGCGCCAUAUCCGUAUCUUGCCGGCGUGCAUCCUCUUUUGGGGCGCGAUCCUUGCCAUCUCAGUGACGAUGGCAGUGACAUACUUGCCAGAGCGCAUGAAAGGAUCAGCGUACGUCCUCGAUCCAAAUCAAGAUAUGUGCUAUGCUGGGAACGUUACUAUAUGCGAUACUCACGCAGUGUCUAGGUUCUUCUUCUGGAACCUGACAAACCCACUUGAGGUGCUUGCUGGGACCCAACCGCCUGAACUCAAGGAGGUUGGACCAUUUGUUAUGCAGGGAGGGAAAGAGAAGAAAAGUGAGGUAACCUUCAGUGGAAAUGGUGACUCCGUAGUGAGUUUCAUAGCCACCAGCUAUGCGUCAUGGGAUCCCACCUCGUUUUGUGAAACUUGCGACCUGAAUGACAAAAUCAUCUCUUUCAACCCUGGGUACUACGCCUUGAUCCGAAAGUUUGGAUCUGAGGCAAACUUUGUGCACUCACUUACAGCAAAGGUCGUCGCUACCCUUGUCGAUAGAAUCAGUGAAGUGUUUCGCAGCUUUGUCGAGCAAGGAAUUGCACCAAAACACAUUGAAGAAGCGGUGCACGCCGGCAGGAACGCGGUGCACGCCAUGGCCGUGGCACAGUGGGGCAACGCGUCCCCGUUGCAAGGUGCAAGUGUUGCAGAUUACGCGCCUGACCUCUGGCCGCAUGGUAAACCUGAAUUUGCCAGCUAUGCGUCGGGGCUGACCGCCGGUGACGGCGACACAGUUGGGCUGGACCCAUCUGAGGCGAACGUUGUGUAUCGAAUCCUUACCGAGGACCCAACUGGUAUCUCAGUGCUGCACAUGCUUGCCCGCUCUACUUUAAAACUCGCAGAGGACCUUAGCGUUUCCGAGACCAAAGCAGAGUUGAUCAGGGGCUACAUAGGGGUGCAUCUCAGAAAGGGCUAUAAUCUCAAUGCAGUCGAAAGCAUGGUUGGACCUUUUCUUGGCCCAGAAUCUUCAGGCAUCUUUGUUCGGCGCACUGUGGAGCAAUGGCUCAUGGGUUAUUUUGACCCUCUGCUUUCCCCACGUUAUCGGACAAGUGACCCACGGUACUUGAGUCGCUUCAUCACCAAAAACUUCCUUGCAACAGACCUCCAACCAGAGACAUACGUGGAACGAGUUCCUGAUGAUUCCAUUCCACGUGAUCAGUGGCCAAGCGUCGGGGCCACUCCAUGGGUGUUGGCCACUGGCAUGGAUAACCCUUCUCGCACACUUGAUGUGCUCGAAUCCACACUUGGAGAUGUGACAGUUCCAAAUGGCACUUACACAUACACUAGCACCGGCCGAUCCAUUAAAAUUACAGGCAAAAAAGUUGCUAACGCCGUUUAUCCAGAGGUAAAGCGCAAAGGACUAAACGCCGAAACAGUGGCAUGGUUUGAUUUUGGCAACUCGCUCGACCUUGCGCGUCCAGUCAGGCUGAAGUAUGCGGAUGAAUACGAGGAGGUGCAUUCGGAUGUGAAGUUCCACAAAUUCCAAGUUCACCCAGAUGAGCUAAUCCCAUGUCCAACCUCUCGAAAGAACUGCGACUACAAUUCAAGGUACCACGGUGCAUGGGACCUGACAGAUCAUCGGAUGGUGCCCAUGACCUUCACCAUGCCGCAUGGUCAUCGUGCUGAUCCCAGAAUGUUUGGCUUCAUCAACAUAAGCGAUCAUGCGUGCCCCUUCAGACCAGACGCGAAAGCGCACGAAAUGGAGUGGGACGUCCUCGAGCAAACCGGUAAUGUAGUUGGCAUGAAGUUAAGGUACCAGAACAACUUUGAGAUAAAGCGCACGGAUGUGUUCUACCCGAAUCUCUGGAAGCCCGACCCGAUCUCCCCAGCGGACAUCUCUGCCCGAGAGGGGACACUAAGGGACGGUAUCUACCUUCCAAUCGCAUGGGUAGAUGUUUCAUGGCGCGUGCCAGCGUCAAAAGUUGCAGACAUUGCCCGAGCCAUUGCCGACGUCAAGGGAGCCAUUCUCCUAUAUGCGCUCGGCAUACCCCCGAUCUGCUUUCUCCUCAUCUCAUACAGCGUCAUCGUGCUGUACAUUCGAAGACAAAUUCGGAGAGGCAAGAGCGAUUGUAACGCUGGACGAAGGGCAAAUGCGAGCGAAUCUUUUGUCACCAUCUGCAGUGAGAACGUCUCAUCUCCAUCUACGGAUAUCGAGCGCAGUGACGCGGAGUUGGCACGCGUCCCCAAAUCUUUUAGCACACAACGGAAAACACUCUUCGAGGCGCCGUCGUGGAGCGGCAUGGAGUCAGACGAGGAAUCGGACAAAGCGCCGACUAUUCUCGUAAAUUUACGUGACAUGCAGAAGUCAUAUUGA
Molecule: messenger RNA, 2439 nt
Organism: Micromonas commoda
Lineage: Eukaryota; Viridiplantae; Chlorophyta; Mamiellophyceae; Mamiellales; Mamiellaceae
Gene: PSP2
Product: prasinophyte-specific protein
Exons: 2
Coding region: 1-2439 (812 amino acids)
Cellular component (GO): cytoplasm; membrane
Molecular function (GO): scavenger receptor activity
Source: RefSeq, a predicted model, not a curated record